AUGCAGGAACAGCCGCUGACAAAGAGGCUAGAUUACGUGUUCGGCAAGAUGCAGCGCUAUCACACCCAAUCAGACGACGGCACCGAAUACGAGCCCGUCUCAUCCACCACGAACGAGCCUUGUUCCGACGACGCUGACAACUCCAGCCGAGGGGACGACUUGACUGAAGACCAGGGCCACCUGCCAUAUAGCCACGAGUUCACUGGUACCAGUGUGGACCCGAAGCUCGCUACACUUCUCAACGGACCACAGUGGCAGAAGCCAAAUCCGUACACACGUCGCACAGCUAGAGUAAACUACAGCCUUAAGAAGGAGCCCUCGCCAUCUGCCCAGAAACGGCCUCCACAAAAACCAAAGUACCUUGCGGCAGAGGACAAUCGAGCUCCGCCCCCCGCACCUGACCCUGAUACUUUAGCACGCUGGAACAACAGCCGGGAAGAGGAACUGAGACCCCACUCCUUUAUCAAUACUUUCGUUAGCACCAAAGACGAGGUAAAUCGCUGGAUCUACGAGGGUGCGCCAAAGACACGCUCCAUUAGCGAGGACUUUCUGGAGGGAUUUCACGACUCUUCACACAUCUUUCGCGAUAUGCGGGUCACCGACUAUGCGCCGCCCAGCGGUCCCAGCAACAUCGUGCAGGAGUACCUCUCUCCCGAAGAUCCUUGGGUCGCCAACUACCAGGAUUUCAAGGUGCUCACUGAUGCCGAGAAAAGAGAAGUAAUUGCUCGAGAAGCCGAGGAACAUGGCCUUGAAAGACCGAAGGGCUGGAACGUGUCCUUCCACUACAACCCACACGUCGAGUACCAUCACUUUGGCAGCUCACAUCCAAUGAAGCCAUGGCGUUUGACGCUGACGAAACAACUCGUUCUUGCGUAUGGUCUAGAGUAUACUAUGGACUUAUUCGAACCGAAACCAGCGAGCAAGGAUGAUCUUGGUAUAUUCCAUGACCGCGAAUAUCUAGACUAUCUCAGCAUGAUCACACCUCAAAACGCGCAGCCUGAAGAUCCACAGUACAUAACAUAUGGCUUCGGUGGUGAAUCAAACGACUGUCCGGUGUUCGACGGACUUUGGAACUACGUAUCCCUCUAUACUGGAGCUACGAUGAGUGCUGCAUACAACCUGAUCAACAACCAAUCCAACAUCGCCAUAAAUUGGUCCGGAGGUUUACAUCAUGCGAAAAAGAAUCUCGCUUCUGGGUUUUGCUACGUCAACGACAUCGUCAUAGCGAUACAAACGCUCCUCUCGCGGAAUCAGCGAGUCCUGUACAUUGACAUUGACGUUCAUCACGGCGACGGUGUCGAGCAAGCGUUUGAGUCUACAGAUCGUGUCUUCACACUCUCAUACCACAAAUACGGCAUUGACAAACACGGCUACCCAUUCUUCCCCGGUACAGGAAACAUCGACGAGACAGGUCCCGUAGACCCCAGAAACCCCGGCAAAGCUCACAGUUUGAAUAUACCCAUUGAUGAUGGCAUCGACGAUGACCAGUACAAAUGGCUGUUCAAGACAGUCACAGGCGCCGUAAUCGACAAGUAUAAUCCGCAAGCCAUUGUUCUCCAAUCCGGAGCCGACUCUCUUGGUGGCGACCGCCUCGGUCGUUUCAAUCUCAACAUCAAAGCGCACGGCUACUGUGUCGAAACCGUAAAAGCCUACGGUCGCCCUCUACUCAUCAUCGGCGGUGGGGGCUAUACACCUCGCAAUGUCGCACGAACAUGGUGCCACGAAACUUCCGUUUGUGUAGGCGCGACACUCCACAACGAGCUACCUGCCCAUGUUCCCUACCUCCAAGCCUUCAAAGGAGCUGAGAACGGCGAUGGUGUUCUAUACCCUGAUCUGCACAACACAAAGCGACACGACAAUCUGAACUCGCAGGCUAAGCUGCACAAGCUAGUCGAGCAAGCGCUCGAAAAUUUGAGAUACUUGGAGGGCGCACCUAGUGUGGUGGUGGAUACUAAAGGCAUACCCUUGGAAGAGCUCAUGCGUGUCAGAGAAGCGAUCGAUCGGGAGAUGGAGGAAGAGGCAGAGGAGAAGGCGCGUCUCUCCGUCGAGAACAGUAGACGCAAGAAGGAGAAGAAUAUCGGAGGCCGCGGUGAGCGGAGGUAG
Alternaria conjuncta is the source of this 2103-nucleotide messenger RNA. RefSeq lists its product as uncharacterized. Gene Ontology annotation, molecular function: histone deacetylase activity. The transcript has 2 exons. The record is from RefSeq and is a predicted model, not a curated record. NCBI's taxonomy places the organism in Eukaryota, Fungi, Ascomycota, Dothideomycetes, Pleosporales, Pleosporaceae. The coding region runs from base 1 to 2103 and encodes 700 amino acids.